UUCUCGCGCCUGAUCUCAACCAAGCAGUGACAGCAUCGGCGCAAUGGCAGGCCCAUCUACCACGUCUUGCUUUCGGCACGCGCUGCGAGAGUCGUCGUGGGGCGGCGCGAGACGGACGCUGCUGGCCGGUCAGCAGAGACGGAAGCUGCACAGCCUGCCGCCGCUGCCCGAAAACCUUCGCGAGGCAAAGGCGUGCGAGCCGCUUUUCAGUGGCCAAACGCUCCGCCUUCUCUGGAACAGUUGGCACAGUGGUCUGCUCGCAAAGCUUAAUGAUGAGGUGCGGGGGACACAGUGGGAGAACGCCAGCGUGGCGGAGACCGUCAUUGGCACAGCAAGGGAUCCACAAAAAAUCCAAGCAUUCAACUAUGCAUCGCUCGCCCUCAACCACAGCUUCUUCCUGAGCAACUUGAAACCCAAACAACUGUCGCCCGGCGUGAGCCACUGGGAGGACGAGGCGCCGCCAAAGCCACCGCGGGAGCUGGCGGCAGACCUGGACGCCUACUUUGAGUCUGUCCCGUCGUUCAAGCUUGCCUUUUCGUCGAUGGCCUACGGCAUGUCUGGCUCUGGCUACGUCUGGCUCGUGCGUGAUAAGGCGGGCCAGCUGGGCAUCGUGCCCACGUACGGCGCGGGCACCAUCCUGAUCCAGAACCGGAUGCAGAGGAAUGCGGCCAGGAGCGACUGGAUCCUGCCCAGCGUCGACGAGCAGGGCCCAAGUGCGCAGUCAUCACCGUCCUCAUCCUCGCCCUCAUCUGCCCCUCCGUCCUCUUCGUCGUCGACAUCUUCCGUUGGUGGCUUUCGUCAGUUUAGCACAUCGCACGCGCCCUCGUCGGACAUCUUCAACGAGAGCUACUCGCGCGCAAUGAGGCCCACCGAGGGCGAUGCGAGCCGGGGCGAGGAGCUGUACCCCUUGCUCUGCGUCAGUGUCCACGAGCGCGACUGGCUGCCCGACUACGGCAUGUGGGGCAAGGAGGAGUACCUCAUGCGCUUUUGGGAGUGCGUCGACUGGGCCAGGGUGUACCGGCUGUGGAAGAGCUACAAGGAUGACCUCUCAUGAUGAUUCCAUGGAGGAUCGUUCGAGGACUACGAGGAUCACUUCGGCGCAGCAAUGAAGCAGGCAAGGUCGGCUCAAUUUGGUCAAUGUAUGCGGGCAAUAUACAAUUACUUUCAUCUGCCACUGCUGCUAUUCACUAGUGCAACUUCACCUCCUCGUCCCUUUCUGCCCCCCUUUCCAUUCUCAUCCUGCUGCCGGAUCAUGCGCCCUUGUAGGUGUAGCGCAUGCCGCUGAGGCCCUGGGCAUUCUUAUCGACGCUUGCCAUCAUCGACUCUGCGCCCACGACGACGCCCAGGCCAGCGGUGGUGAUGGCCCACCAGGCGGCAUUGGCGAAGCUGCCGCCGCC
Acaromyces ingoldii is the source of this 1397-nucleotide messenger RNA. Its product is annotated as manganese and iron superoxide dismutase. Lineage: Eukaryota; Fungi; Basidiomycota; Exobasidiomycetes; Exobasidiales; Cryptobasidiaceae. The record is from RefSeq and is a predicted model, not a curated record. Gene Ontology annotation, molecular function: metal ion binding; superoxide dismutase activity. Gene Ontology annotation, biological process: superoxide metabolic process. The transcript is spliced from 2 exons. The coding region runs from base 44 to 1054 and encodes 336 amino acids.